Molecule: messenger RNA, 1764 nt
Organism: Hypoxylon trugodes
Lineage: Eukaryota; Fungi; Ascomycota; Sordariomycetes; Xylariales; Hypoxylaceae
Product: FAD/NAD(P)-binding domain-containing protein
Exons: 4
Coding region: 9-1688 (559 amino acids)
Molecular function (GO): flavin adenine dinucleotide binding; N,N-dimethylaniline monooxygenase activity; NADP binding
Source: RefSeq, a predicted model, not a curated record
CUUUUAGGAUGGAUAUCAUUCGAGCGGAACGUCAUAUGAAAAUUACCUGCAUUGGGGCGGGGGCUUCAGGACUCUGCUUCGCGUACAAACUCCAGCGUUCAUUCGAUAAUUUCACACUUACCAUCUAUGAAAAAAGUGAUAAGGUUGGUGGUGUGUGGGUCCGGAAUCGUUACCCAGGGUGUGCGUGCGACUAUGAAGCGCACAACUACACCUAUUCGUGGGAACCGAAGGCGGACUGGACUAGCGUCUACGCCAGUGCUCCUGAAGUGCAAGGCUAUUUUGAGGACUUUGCAAAGAAGCAUGAUUUACUACGAUACUGCAAGUUUGCUACUACUGUGACACAGGCCCAGUGGAGAGAGGAAAAGGGGCGGUGGGAGCUAAGACUAGAGUCUAGCGAAACGGAAUACUAUGAUGACUGCGACAUUCUUAUCAACGCCUCGGGCCUCUUGCAUACGCAUAAGUGGCCCGAUAUUGAAGGAUUGGAAGAAUUUGAAGGAGUGAAAGUGCAUACGGCGGCGUGGCCUGAGACUCCAGUCAAAACGUCGGGGAGAAAGGUUGGGCUUAUCGGUAACGGCUCCUCCGGGCAACAAAUCCUCGAAGCCGUGCAACCACACGCUGGCCAUUUGACCGUCUUUAUUCGCCAGCCUACCUGGGUUCUGGGCCCCUUUGGUCAGCAACCUCGUCGUUACACAGCUGACGAGGUCCAGAGUUUCAAAGAUAACCCCGAGAACCUUCUCACCAAACGCAAGGAGUUUGAGAGGCGCGUCAAUAGCUACUUCGGGUUCUGUCUUAAGGAUUCCGUGCAGCAGGCCGCACUCCGCUCACAUCUGACUCAGACGAUAAAGAACCGAUUGAAGGGAAGCCAAUAUAAUGACGAGAUGUUUAUCCCGCAAUAUGCGGUAGGGUGCCGAAGACCGACACCAGGGACCAAGUAUAUCGAAAGCUUGCAUGCAGCCAACGUCCAACUAAUCAUGGGAGAUAUUAAGCGAAUUAUUUCGGAUGCUGUGAUAGAUCAUGAAGGCACAAAGCACCCGUUGGAUGUGUUGGUUUGCGCAACAGGUUUUGACACUUCCCACCGCCCCCAAUUCCCAAUAUUUGGCCAGGAUGGGAAAAACUUACAGGACAUUUGGCGCUCCAACGCAUCUGCUUACUUAGCACUUGCAGUUCCAGAGUUCCCAAACUACUUUGUUUUCUAUGGGCCUAACAACCCGUUUGGAAGCGGCGCGUUUCUUUCGACAAUCGAAGCUCAAGCUGACUAUAUGCUCAAGUGGUGCGAUCGCUGGCAGACUGAAAAUGUACAUUCCUUCGCGCCUAAGAAGGUAGUUGUCGAAGAAUUCGAGACUUUCCUUAGUGAAGCUAUGCACAAAACAGUAUGGGCUGAUUUGUGCAAUUCGUGGUACAAGUCUUCCAAGGAGUCGGCUAUCGUAAGCUUGUGGCCUGGAAGCGGCUUACAUUACAUGGAGGCGAUUUCAAGUGUGAGGGGCGACGACUUUGAAGUUAGAUACAACGGGAAUAGAUGGGCAUGGCUUGGAAAUGGCGUGAGUCAAGUCGAGAAGGAUCCGGAGUGCGACCUCGCAUAUUACAUUCGAAAUGAGGAUAAGAGUGAGCUUCUAAGUGCAAAAAAGCGGCGCAGAGCUCUGGCCAAGGGAAUCCAUAUCGACCCAGAGACACUACAUAUUAUCGGAUAGUAGCUGAAGUAUCUCGAUCAUCAUACUAAAUCUGAUAUACCUGCGUGAUAUCUGCAUGUCAUAUUCGAUCGACGCC